Messenger RNA from Corapipo altera (White-ruffed manakin), 1050 nucleotides. RefSeq names its product alpha-2C adrenergic receptor-like. Gene Ontology annotation, molecular function: adrenergic receptor activity. Gene Ontology annotation, cellular component: membrane. The coding region runs from base 1 to 1050 and encodes 349 amino acids. The transcript has a single exon. Gene Ontology annotation, biological process: adenylate cyclase-activating adrenergic receptor signaling pathway. NCBI's taxonomy places the organism in Eukaryota, Metazoa, Chordata, Aves, Passeriformes, Pipridae. The record is from RefSeq and is a predicted model, not a curated record.
AUGGAGCCAGCCAACGCCCUUUCCAACAACUCCAGUAAUGGCAGUGGCACCAGCAGCAGCACCAGCAGCGCCCCACACUCGCCUGCAGCCACAGGGCUCAUCCUGCUGGCCGCCCUGGCCGUCCUGUUGGCCACAUUGGUGGGCAAUGCGCUGGUGGUAGUGGCCAUCUCCACCAGCCGGGCUCUGCGGGCGCCACAGAACCUCUUCCUAGUGUCCCUGGCUUUGGCAGACAUCCUGGUGGCUGUCCUCGUCCUGCCCUUCUCGCUGGCCAACGAGGUGAUGGGCUACUGGUACUUUGGCGGGCUGUGGUGCAGCCUGUACCUGGCGCUGGACGUGCUGCUCUGCACUGCAUCCAUCGGGCACCUCUGCGCCAUCAGCCUCGACCGCUACUGGGCCGUCACGCGGGCGGCGCGGCUCAACCUGCGCCGCAGCCCACGGCGGGUGAAGGGGAUGAUUGGGGCAGUCUGGGCAUCAGCAGCCCUGGUGGCCCUUCCACCACUCCUGCGGCCGCGGCCAGGGGGCCGGGAAUGCCAGCUGAGCCAGGAGACCUGGUACGUGCUGGCCUCCUGCACCGCCUCCUUCUUCGUCCCCUGCCUCGUCAUGGUUGCCGUCUAUUGCCGCAUCUACCGCCUGACUGCCCAGCGCACGGCCACCCUCCUCGCCACCCGCUCCCCGUGCUCUGCCAGCAAUGGAAAGGUGUCAGGAAAGGUGUCAGGUGUUGGGAUGCCAAGAUGGCGGUGCCGGAGCCAGAACCAGAGCGUGUUGCUCUGCCGGCGGCGGCUGGUGCGGGCGCGGGAGCGGCGCUUCACCAUCGUGCUGGCCGUGGUGAUGGGGGCCUUUGUGCUGUGUUGGUUCCCCUUCUUCUUCACCUACAGCCUGGGAGCUGUCUGUGGGGAGGGCUGCCAUGUCUCCAAGCCCCUCUUCAACUUCUUCUUCUGGAUUGGCUACUGCAACAGCAGCCUCAACCCCCUCAUCUACACCCUCUUCAACCGGGACUUCCGUGCCGCCUUCCGCCGGCUCCUCACCAUCCCACGCCAGCCCCACACCUGA